This is a messenger RNA of Ogataea angusta, 381 nucleotides long. RefSeq lists its product as uncharacterized. The coding region runs from base 1 to 381 and encodes 126 amino acids. The transcript has a single exon. The record is from RefSeq and is a predicted model, not a curated record. NCBI's taxonomy places the organism in Eukaryota, Fungi, Ascomycota, Pichiomycetes, Pichiales, Pichiaceae.
AUGAGAAAAAACCACGCUCGUAAUCCGCAUGAGGUAAUACUGGCUCCCAUUUUCUACCGAGCCGUUUGUUCUCUAAGCGUUUUGGCCGGAUUUAAUGCAGGUCUAAUGACUAGAAAAAUUCGGGAAGCUUCUACACCUGUCAAAGUGCCAGAGGGAGCGUCGUUGGGAGCUGAUAUCUGGCCCCAGAGACUUGCUGUCGCGGUAGGAUCAAACGGAAGUGGCUCAGCAGCACCACUUCCCCCACCUAGCAACUUUCCGCACCGCCAGGGCCCACAAUCAGCAAUCUCUCAAGUUCCCUUCCUUGCCGUUUGGCAACAGCAUCUGGGUGGUACACGUCCUAGAAAGAAUCUGGGCUCAGGAAAGUUCCCGGUGCUACGAUAG